Molecule: messenger RNA, 4948 nt
Organism: Lagopus leucura (white-tailed ptarmigan)
Lineage: Eukaryota; Metazoa; Chordata; Aves; Galliformes; Phasianidae
Gene: DGKB
Product: diacylglycerol kinase beta
Exons: 25
Coding region: 266-2656 (796 amino acids)
Biological process (GO): diacylglycerol metabolic process; lipid phosphorylation; intracellular signal transduction
Cellular component (GO): plasma membrane
Molecular function (GO): calcium ion binding; ATP-dependent diacylglycerol kinase activity
Source: RefSeq, a predicted model, not a curated record
AUGACAACCUUGGUGAAAUGCCUGAUGGCCAGACAGCUAAAAUUAGAUGAAAAGUAUCCUCCUACCUGUUGUGCAACAAGUGAUGUUGUGCUGUAACCCACUGCUGAACCAACAAAUUGGAAACAAUUCAUAGCAUCAAAGACUUCAGACUGAUGCAGCCUAUCAAGUCUUCAAGCACUGUGAACUGAAACUACAAAUCUUGGAGUUUGUCACCUGGGUCAAAAGGAAUGCUUUUCUGAUAUUAACGAGGACUGUUACUGCCAUUAUGACGAGCCAGGAGAAGUGGCUUAACCUUAGUCCUGGAGAGUUCUCUCAGCUUCAGAAAUACGCCGAAUAUUCCACUAAGAAAAUUAAGGAUGUCUUAGAAGAGUUCCAUGGCAGUGGUGUGUUAGCAAAAUAUAAUCCUGAAGGGACAAUUGAUUUAGAGGGAUUCAAGCUGUUCAUGAAGACUUUUCUGGAGGCAGAGCUACCUGAUGAUUUCAUUGAGCAUCUUUUUACAUCAUUUAGCAACAAAAUCUCUCACUGCAGCCCAUUAAUAAAAAACAAACCCCCGCUCCUUUCUGGAGUUAAAGUGUCUGAAGAAAGAUGGAAACAGAUGCCAGGUCUGAGACUUAACAAAGGUACCUCUACAUCCCGACCUCCUACACCUGCCAACUUGAAUUUACCAGAUGCGAUCCAGCUGAAAGACAUUGUUUGUUAUUUAUCACUGCUAGAAAGAGGAAGACCUGAAGACAAGCUAGAAUUUAUGUUUCGUUUAUAUGAUACAGAUGGAAAUGGAUACUUGGAUAGUUCGGAGCUGGAAAAUAUCAUUGCACAAAUGAUGCAUGUGGCAGAAUACCUUGAAUGGGAUAUUACUGAACUGAGCCCGAUUCUUCAUGAAAUGAUGGAAGAAAUUGACUAUGAUCAUGAUGGCACUGUUUCUCUAGAAGAGUGGAUCCAAGGAGGAAUGACAACAAUCCCACUCUUGGUCCUUCUUGGAUUAGAGAAUAAUGUAAAAGAUGAUGGGCAGCACGUAUGGAGACUGAAGCACUUUAACAAGCCUGCUUACUGUAAUCUUUGUUUGAACAUGCUAAUCGGAGUAGGCAAGCAGGGCCUCUGCUGUUCUUUUUGCAAGUAUACAGUCCAUGAACGCUGUGUCUCAAGAGCUCCCGCGUCUUGCAUCAAAACAUAUGUGAAGUCCAAAAAGAAUACUGAUGUAAUGCACCAUUUCUGGGUGGAAGGAAAUUGUCCAACAAAAUGUGAUAAAUGUCAUAAAACCAUAAAAUGUUACCAAGGUUUGACUGGACUUCACUGUGUUUGGUGUCAGAUCACAUUACAUAAUAAAUGUGCUUCACAUCUAAAGCCUGAAUGUGACUGUGGACUUUUGAAGGACCAUAUUUUACCACCCACAUCAAUCUGCCCAGUAGUAUUGGAAAGGCAGGCAACGGUGAAGAAAGAAAAGGGUUGUCCGCAGCAAAUGAACAAACUGGGAGAACGAAACAAAAUGCAGAGAGCAAAUUCCAUCACUGUAGAUGGACAAGGUCUUCAGAUCACUCCAGUUCCAGGCACUCAUCCACUUUUAGUUUUUGUCAAUCCUAAAAGUGGUGGAAAACAAGGAGAAAGAAUUUAUAGAAAAUUUCAGUACCUUUUAAAUCCUCGUCAAGUUUAUAGUCUUGCUGGAAAUGGACCAAUGCCAGGGUUAAAUUUUUUUCGAGAUGUUCCUGAGUUCAGAGUACUAGCAUGUGGUGGAGAUGGGACGGUAGGCUGGAUUUUGGAUUGCAUAGAGAAGGCAAACUUGCUUAAGCAUCCUCCAGUUGCAAUUCUGCCUCUUGGGACUGGCAAUGAUUUAGCAAGGUGUCUGAGAUGGGGAGGAGGUUAUGAAGGUGAAAAUUUAAUGAAGAUCUUAAAAGACAUUGAGAACAGCUCUGAGAUUUUGCUGGACAGGUGGAAAUUUGAAGUAAUGCCGAACGAUAAAGACGAGAAAGGAGACCCAGUGCCUUACAACAUCAUCAAUAAUUACUUUUCAAUCGGCGUGGAUGCUUCAAUUGCCCACAGAUUCCACAUCAUGAGGGAAAAACAUCCGGAGAAGUUCAACAGUAGAAUGAAGAACAAAUUUUGGUAUUUUGAAUUUGGCACUUCGGAAACUUUCUCAGCCACCUGUAAGAAGCUGCAUGAAUCUGUAGAAAUAGAAUGUGAUGGGAUUCAGCUAGACUUGAUCAAUAUUUCUCUGGAAGGAAUUGCCAUUCUGAACAUCCCAAGCAUGCAUGGUGGAUCAAAUCUGUGGGGGGAGACAAAGAAAAGACGCAGCCAUCGUCGGACAGAAAAGAAGAGAUCAGAUAAAAGAACCACAGUCACAGAUGCGAAGGAACUGAAGUUUGUAUGCCAAGAUCUUAGUGACCAGCUUAUGGAAGUAGUUGGUCUGGAAGGAGCCAUGGAGAUGGGUCAAAUAUAUACAGGUCUGAAAAGUGCUGGAAGAAGGCUUGCCCAGUGCUCAUCUGUUGUCAUCAGGACCAGCAAGUCUCUGCCUAUGCAGAUAGAUGGGGAACCUUGGAUGCAAACCCCCUGCACGAUAAAAAUUACCCACAAGAACCAAGCCCCUAUGUUGAUGGGUCCUCCUCCAAAAACUGGUCUUUUCUCUUCUAUCAUCAAAAGAACAAGGCACCACAGCAAGGAAUAAGUGUGUGUAGUUUAGUUUUUAGAAAAUCAAUUAGCUUUGUUGGGCUUUGGAAUAUUUAUGCUGGAAAUCUUUCAAAAAUUUUAGAAUAUCUUCUACUUGCAAAUUCAUGGAUUUUCAUUUAAUAGUUUCUGUAACUGAGCUAAUGUAAAACUAUGCUAUUAGAAAAAAAGUUAUUGUCACAGGUUUGUAGGCAUUUUGCAUGAAGAAAGCAGAUGUUUACAUAAGAUGAUACAGCAUUUUUUUUGUUGUUGUUGUUGCAUGAAGUACCAUUUAUUAAUCUAUGAGAUAAUUCUGCCAUGGAAUAUAGGAAGAGAAUGCCAUGGGUAAUUUGAUUUUCUCUCCUUUGCAUUUCUAUUUUUUUGUGUGUGCUUUUUUCUAUUAUAAUGAUCAUUUGCAAUAAGUUCAGUAGCGUCUCUUGAAUCAAACAUCUCCACAUCAAUAACCAAUGAGACCUGGUUCAGAGUAAAGUUUAUUACUGGUCUCAUUAACUUUUUCUUAUAUUUUAUCAUUUGUUUCUACCCUGAGAAUAUUUUUAUUCAGCUAAGUAUUCAAAUCUUAAAUCUUAUUCUGAUAACUCCUAUGUAUGUAACUGUACCUGCUGAAAACUUAAAAUUCAUUGUAUGCAAUAUUCAAAUGAUUAUGAUUGUUCUUGUGUAGGUUUUUGCAAGACUUGAAGUUUGAGUAAAAAUUAUCUGGUUAAAGAGAUCAUUCAAAUAUUGAAGAUAAUAGUAUUUGCAAAAGUAGCUAUCAGUGUCAUUUGUUGAAACACUAGAAUCAUUUUCAUGAGCAAUACAUCUCUGGAGCAUAGCAAACUUUAAAUCAUUCUGCAUUAUUGACCAAUAGUAUUGCGUGUAUGCACACAAAUAACCAAAGCUCAUGCUUAAUAAAGUGCAUUUCCCACCAAAGAUUUAGUGAAGGAUACUUAGGAGAAAUAGAUUAAUUCAUAACUAAUCAAGAUCACUGGAGUAGACUCACCUCUGAAAAUUUAGAGUUCUUUUGAUUAUGUCGGCAAUGUCCUGACAAAUGUUGGGAUGGGAAAAAAAAAAAAAACAAAAACAUUAAAUUGCAAAGAAAUAAUUUUCAUCUAUUUCAUAAGCUGAUAAACGCAUAUUCUAAAUAUUGAAACAUACAUAGUUUAAACAUUGGAAAAUUAAAUAUAUGUCUAAUUUUAUUUUAAUUAUUAUUUAUAUAUCUAUGCUAUCCAUAGUUUACUUGUCCUAUGAAUUAAUAUAUUAAGGAAAGGAUAAACUGGUAUCCAUUUCCCUUUCGUAGUCUGUUGCCUGGAAUAAAAACAUCUCUUGUAAUAAAUUUGGGGGAAAAAAUUUUCCAGAUUUUUACUUAGCCCUCUGAGAGACUUCCUAACAGCUUAGAAAUCAUAAUACAGGGAUUUGUCUGAGGUUUGCACAACACUGUCUAAUGUUGAAGGGAAGUCCAAGAAUGGCAACUUUUUUUAGUCUUGCAUAUCAACAGGCUCAAUCAAAACUUCUGUGCAGUCUUAACAUUGUUCUUUGCUCAGAGUGAGCUGCUUCUCAUCUCUGCAUGUCUUAAGUUCUCAGAAAUUUCAUCAAAAAAAGACAAAAAAAGUAAAACUUUGCGUGAAAUGCAUGAUUUGCCAUUUUUAUCUAGAUUUUUAAAUGUUAAUGUUUAUUAAAUCUAUUUUUCUAUUGAUUCAUUUCUCCAUCAAAAAAUAUUAUUUGAUUGUUCUGUAGUGCACGAUACUGUGCAUGUACUUAAAGUUGAUAUAAUUUCUUCCUCAGUAAGAAUUCAACAGAACCCUAAUUUAUAUAAUAGAUGCCGAAAUAAAAGUCAGUAUAUAGUUGGUAACACUUAUGAUUUUGAAAUAUACAAUCAGUGUUCUGUAAACAUUAGGAGGUAAAUACUGAUUAAUGUUAUGUUCAGCAUUAGGUAGAAAAAUAGGGGGUUAAUUACUUUCUAAAAUUAAGAUCUUCUAGUUCCCCAUUCUUGGGUCCAGUGAUGGGUCCAAUUAGUUACCAUACUAGCGAACUCCUUUUUUUCCAGUGCAUUGCAAGCUUACAAACACAAAAGUAUUCAAUGCACAUGUUGACUGCAAAUAUAUGUGAUUAUAGAAGUAACGAUAUCUGCAAAGAGAAGGAACUUGCUGACAUAAUAUUACAUAAAGUGCACAUUGGUUUUAUGAAAUUAUAGGUGUUAUAUAGAGGUUAUAGGUGAUAUUUUCAGAUAAUUUGACAUAGGAUUUUCUACCAAUGCUCUUAACUUUUUGUGGCAAAGAUGUGUUUAAUGAUAAUAUAUAAUGUUCUCUGUGAUUAUCUC